This is a messenger RNA of Juglans regia (Persian walnut), 1481 nucleotides long. RefSeq lists its product as uncharacterized. Gene Ontology annotation, biological process: defense response to fungus. Bases 514 to 1071 code for a protein of 185 amino acids. The transcript has 2 exons. NCBI's taxonomy places the organism in Eukaryota, Viridiplantae, Streptophyta, Magnoliopsida, Fagales, Juglandaceae. The record is from RefSeq and is a predicted model, not a curated record.
GAUUAGGUCAGGUUGGAUAAAAGUGGAUAAUGUUCCAGCGGAUUUCUUAGCUAAGAUGGUCGUGCAUAGUCUUUUCCCUUUUAUUUUUCCUACCUCCCUAGGUAGUAGGUAGGAAAAAUAACUUGAGGUGGGUAGAUCCCCACAAUUCAUCCUCCUUAGCUUAUGAAGUAAGAUUGACCAAAAGUGACUUAAAUCUAUUUGCCCUUAUAAACCCGUCAAUCUCCUCAAGCAAAGAAAAAAAAGUUUUCUUGUCCUCAAGCCCCCGACCCUUUCAUCUCCUUCCUUCCUCCUUUCUUUUCAUCCUCAAGAGAUCAAACAUUCCACUCCCAUUCUCCAAGCCCUGCGACCCAAGCAAGAGAGGAAAUGGUUUCCUUCCUUCUUAACUGAAUGAUGCUCAAUUGUCUUUACCCAUUUUCAGUUUGUUUCCAAGUUUAAAUCCAAGAUUUUGUUCACAUCUUUCCAAAGGGAAAUCCUUGAAGGAAUAAAUAUUCGGUUAUUUGGCGAAACGAAGCCAUGAGAAAUGGAGAAAUUAUUAGAGAUGCUGCUUUGGGAGCAGCGUUCGGAGAGAUAUUUAGAGGUUUCGUUGGAGUAAUUACGCGUGUAACAAUAACAACCAUUCAGUUCCAAUCCGAUUUGGAAGGCCUCAGAAUUACGCUGUCUAGACUACAGGAAUUGGUCGAACACGAAGACUUGGGAGGAGAAAUUAAGGGAUUGGACGAGCUGGUGGAAAAGGGAGAGAAGCUUGUAAAUAAGUGCUCGAAUCUCAAGCGGUGGCAACACAGCAUCAGAUUCCAUUACGCGCACAAACUCCGGAAGCUGGACAAAGAACUUCUGGUGUUCUUUCAGAGGGACAUCAUGGCUCAGAUUAUGAGGAAUUCGUCGACGACUGUGAACAUAGUGAGUGAAAUUCGUGAGAGACUGAAUUCUACCGAGAACAUGGUGAGUGAAAUUCCUGAGAGACUGAAUCCUACCGAGACAAGUAGUAUUGAUAGCGAAGUGGAAGGAUCCGCCAACCAUGAAGAUCAUGAAGAUAUUGCAGCUAUUUGUAACAAAUCUGGCAGCCGUGCGUGAAGAAGACAAGAUGAGUUAGGGUUCGGUCGUGAGAUAAAGUCUGAAGGAUUAAGGAUUAGGAGAUCUAUGGGCCGGGCUAUUGUGUGGGCCUUGGUUGAGUCAUGAAGUGGUCUUUGAUUGGGCUAGUAGCAGUACUUACGUUUAUCUUGUUUAGUUGGUGUUUAAGGGCCGGUCAGCCCAAUAAUCGCUUUGAAUAAAAUAUUUUUCUUAAUAUAUUAACUCAGAAAUUAAAAAAUAUUUCUCUAAUUUUAUACAUAACGCUAAAUACAGUCGCAAGCAAGUCUCAUCUGUGACCACUUUUAAGAAACAGUGACGUCUUUCUUUACUACCUGUAUCUAUCGGCUUAUGUGUCAUCUUAUUUUUUGGAUCUUUAUUCCUCUAAAGUUACUCGUAUAUCCAUUUUAUGUUCA